Messenger RNA from Corticium candelabrum, 1412 nucleotides. Its product is annotated as branched-chain-amino-acid aminotransferase, cytosolic-like. The transcript has 12 exons. Gene Ontology annotation, cellular component: mitochondrion. The coding region runs from base 31 to 1197 and encodes 388 amino acids. Gene Ontology annotation, molecular function: branched-chain-amino-acid:2-oxoglutarate transaminase activity. Gene Ontology annotation, biological process: L-valine biosynthetic process; L-leucine biosynthetic process. Lineage: Eukaryota; Metazoa; Porifera; Homoscleromorpha; Homosclerophorida; Plakinidae. The record is from RefSeq and is a predicted model, not a curated record.
CAGAGCUCCCGUAUUAUCACAUUUUCUCUGAUGGCAGUCAACGGUUUACAGCAAAGUCUGCGUCGCACUACUAGGCUCUGGAACUCUCUUCGCUGUCUCACGACUCUCCGUCAUCUCAAGCAUGAGGGAUGUAUCAUAGAACGAACCACGAAGCUCAAACCCAAGCCUGACAACGUUUCAUCUGUGGCAUUCGGAACCGUUUUUACCGAUCACAUGUUAGAAGUGGAGUGGGAUGCAGCAGAAGGAUGGAAGACACCAAAAAUUUCCGAAUUUCACAAUCUCUCACUAUCACCUGGCUCUGUAGUCCUUCACUAUGCCUUAGAGGUUUUUGAGGGCACGAAAGCGUAUAGGGGAGAUGAUGGAAAAGUACGGCUAUUCAGACCGAUUGAAAAUAUGAAGCGCAUGAACAACUCGGCAAAACGACUGUCUCUCCCGACAUUUGAUGGGGAAGAGUUUGUGAAGUGCAUCAAAGAUCUUGUUCGUGUGGAUGCCGAUUGGGUUCCAUCCGAACCAAACACAUCAUUGUAUAUUCGUCCGACGAUGAUCGGAACUCGUCCAAGUCUUGGGGUUGGCCCCUCCAACACAGCAUUACUGUACGUAGUUUUAUGUCCAGUUGGUCCUUACUUCAAGAGUGGUUUCAAACCGGUGUCACUUCUCGCUGAUCCUCGUUUCGUUCGAUCAUUUAAAGGAGGCAUUGGUGACACCAAAGCCGGAGGCAAUUAUGGAGGUACAAUUUUUGUUCAGUUGGAGGCGGAGAAACAGGGGUGUCAGCAGGUGUUGUGGUUGUACGGACAGGAUGAGUUGUUGACAGAAGUUGGUACUAUGAAUGUUUUUCUACACUGGACCAAUGAAGCUGGAGAGAAUGAGUUGGUUACUCCUCCAUUGGAUGGCCUAAUUCUCCCUGGUGUUGUUCGAAAAUCUCUCAUAGAAUUGGCACAGCAGUGGGGCACAAUAAAAGUGUCCGAAAGGCGUAUAACAAUGGCAGAGACUGUAAAAGCAGUAAAAGAUGGUCGACUGAAAGAGAUGUUUGGUGCUGGCACUGCAUGUGUAGUAUGUCCGGUUGAUAGAAUUCUAUAUCACGGCGAGAAUCUGCCUAUUUCUUGUCCGACCGAUGGUUUGGCAAAGCGAUUUCUUAAUGAGCUCACAUCAAUUCAGUAUGGUAGGACACCACAUGAAUGGUCGGUUUCUAUUGAUUAAUGGAUAGACUAUAUGUAUGGAUAGUCUGGUAUGACUGAGACAUGAUUGUGAUUUAGUUUGGUCAAUGUAACUGUUCACCAUAUGGUUAUCUACUUUGUAGAGUCUUUCAAUUGUGUCUUGCCAUUGUGGCUAUGGCAGAUUUAUACUAUCGUGUCUUAUUAUGUUAUUCACCAUAGUUGAAUGCCGUCUUCAAACAAUACACUCUGUGUAUGCCU